Racocetra fulgida is the source of this 193-nucleotide messenger RNA. The record is from the annotation of a GenBank genome assembly. NCBI's taxonomy places the organism in Eukaryota, Fungi, Glomeromycota, Glomeromycetes, Diversisporales, Gigasporaceae.
UUCUAAUAUACUUGCAAAAGCAGAAGAAAAAGAAGAUAUAAAUAUUUUAAGAGAAAAUAAUAAUGAUACAGAUCUAGACAAUGGUGAUAUAGUAUUAUCUUCUGCAUCUAAUAUUGAAGCUAAUAUAAAUAAUAAGAAUAAGUUUCUUGUCAAGAGUGUUUUUGAUGCCAUUACUAAACUUAACCUGCAAUAG